This is a messenger RNA of Procambarus clarkii (red swamp crayfish), 6136 nucleotides long. The record is from RefSeq and is a predicted model, not a curated record. Lineage: Eukaryota; Metazoa; Arthropoda; Malacostraca; Decapoda; Cambaridae.
AGCAGCGGGUGUGAGAAGAGGCCACCACCAGUCACUCACAACUCAUCGUGCGGGGAGGUACUGCCACUGCUCGCUCCGCCACCUGACCCACCUGCUCUACCCUCUCGCUCACGCCUCCCAUCCAUACCUCCCCCUAUGGAGUUCUAAAUUACUUUACCUACGCCACUGAGACAAGUGUGAGAGACUGAAUCGUCAGAACAUAUAUUUUCUGUGAGAACGACCCUUUUUGUGCAUGAAAACACUAUGGAUAUAAUAGAUAGUACGCUGGCGGACUUUGCCGAGAAUGAUCUGAAGGAACUGUGGGACUCUGACUACUAUGCGUAAUAUUUACUCUGAAGGACGAGUCCUGCCUCCCGAAGCAUGAGUACCGCCAUGAGUGCCGGCGUGAGUGCCACCUGCUGCCAUACACAGCCAGUACGAGGCGCUAGAAGUGGAUAUGAGUGGCUCUUAUCUCCCGAGACUUGUCCAGGUGCUGGAGACCACGAGGAAGAUGGAGGCGGUGAAGGCGGCGGGCAUGAUCCCCUGGAGUAACAAGGAGGCGCUGAAGGCGGCCAGCGAGCUGGACUGGGCGGGAGUGCUGGAGAACAGCGGGAUGGGCGGCGCUGCAGGAGUGGUGCUCAACGACCGCCUGAUGACCGAGGCCUCCCUCGGGGUCAUCUCCCAGCUCAGCUCCCUGGGGUCUCUGGGGCCUCUCAGCACCAUCCUCGCCGUCCACCACCACGACACGCCCGCCGUCAAGGUGGAGCACUCCUACAGUCUUGUCGCCGACCGUGUCGACCCCGCAUCUCCGCUCUCAGAUUUGGAGAGUGAAUGUUUCCCCGCUAUCCCGAUCUCCGAGGCAGAGGGUGUGGUCGCCCUGUCCUCCACCUCCACAACCACCACCACCACCACAACCACCACCACCAGCACUACCAACACCCUCCUCACUCCCUCCGCCGCCAAGUCUCCCACCAUCAACACCGCUGAUAAAGAUGGCGGCGAGAAAAUCCCGUCCAACAGCUUCAUCAUCACGUCAACCCCGGGGAACUUAUCGACGUCGAGCAGUGCCUUCCGUAAAGCACUUGGGGCGCCGCCCCUGUCCCCGCUACUGUCACCCUCGCCGGAGGGCACUGGGGGGGACGCCGCUCCUCCAACUGGGGACCCCUGUUCCUCCACGCUCCUCAGUAUGCCUUCUAUUAGGACGAGCAUGGGCCUGCUGCGGCCCAGCAGCGUGGUGGUGACCCAGAGGUGCGGCCCGGGGGCGCCAGCGCCGUCAGUCUCGCGCCUGGGGCUAGGCUCCCUCACCCUCAGGCUGCCCGCACCCUCCACCACCACCCCCGCCGCCACCUCCCCCUCCGCUGAUGCAGGAUUUUCUAUGCCACCUACUCCACCUUCUUGCUCAAGUAGCGACAGUGAGUGCGGGAGUCAGUCGCCAACGCGCACGCCUCCGCUCUACGAGACACUCACACCGCAGUUCUGCAACCCACGUAAAAACACGUCAAGAAUUAUGGUUUCAUCUCGGCAUCCCAUUAAUACUCCCCUAAUUUCCACCCAACCUAAAGGUGCGACAGGAGCCUUAAACUUGACAGAAGAGGAGAAGCGCACGCUCCUCUCUGAAGGCUACAGCAUCCCUAACAGACUCCCUCUUACGAAGGCUGAAGAAAAGUCCUUAAAGAAAAUAAGGAGAAAGAUAAAAAAUAAGAUAUCUGCUCAAGAAUCUCGCCGGAAGAAGAAGGAUUACAUGGAUGCCUUAGAACGUAAAGUAGAAAAGCUGAGUAGUGAAAAUAUUGAUUGCAAGCGUCGUAUAGAAGUUUUACAGAAUUCCAAUUCCCAAUUGAUGUUGGAGUUGCAACGCCUUCAGAAUAUGGUGGAACAGGAAGAAAAGUACCGGAUCAGAUCAUCACCCAUAGCGACUCUACUUGCCUAAAGUAAAAAAUCCCUCCAGAUAAUUCACUUCAUGGUUUGUAAUUGGUUCAUCAUUCAUCUCCAUAUUCAUCUAUUUCAUUGGAAGAUUUUACAGAAGUAAAAAAAUCUUUUACUGUUCUUUCAUAAUGAGUGCCUUUUUCCUGGUCCCAAGUGGCAUUAUUACCAGAGUAAGAAUAUAAACACAGUAUCAGGUCAUCUCGGUGCAUUCCACAAUGACGAAAGUUUACGUUUAUUGUUGUGGUUGUAUGAUGUUGAAUAAUUUAGUUUGGGAGCCUGAUCAAUGUAAAUAAUUUAUAAAAAAUAAUUUAUACAAAAAUAUUUUAAUAGUACUGUAUACACAAGUUUGAUAUUGCAGAAUUUUAGAUUGUUGAUGAGUUUUAAGAGUUUAAUAUAAAUGGUUGAGUGCUGUUGAGAGGUCAUUUAAGACACUCUUUUUGAUGAUUACAAUAUUGAAUUGUAUAACCGAAUGCUGCAUAGUUCACUCUUUCCAAAUAUUGUUAGUUCCUGAUGGUAAGGUUCAUAUCACUAAUACAUGUACUACAAAUUUGUCUAUUUGAGCAAUUUUCCACUCCAUCAAAAUCAAGAACAUAAACAUAAAAGAGAUUGUAUAAUUAAUAAGUAUGAGAUACUUUUCUUUUAAGGAAUCAUAGGUUUGGAAUUCAGAGUACAAAAUUAGUUUCUGUAUGAAAUAAGUGUAAGUAGUUAUUGUUGAGAAUACUGUAUGGAUACAGUUACCAGCUUCAGAAAGUACUGUAUAGUUUCUGAGAAAGAAACAACAAGGCAAAUGAAUGCAUGCAAGAGAUGAGGUAAUGAGUAUUAAAAAAAAAAUCAAGCUAGUAUGAGUUAAGAUGUAAUGAAGAAGUGUUCAGAAUUUGGAUGCUUUCCAAAUCUUAGUGAUGUUCAGUGGACAAACAUAUCUUGUAUGUUCAUAUAUUUGUCUAUACAAAAUAAAUACUGUACUGUAUAAAUGUUAGAGAAAGAUGGAGAUGGUUGUCUCUUCAUUACCAUCAGAAGCUACAACAUAACUGUGCUUGUUUUGGGUUCUCACUGCACAAAAUUACUUAAGUAUUUCCUACAUGCAUAGGUAGCAUUAUAUACUGUAGAUUAAGUACAUUAUUUUGAAACUAGUGUAUCAUCAAAACCCAGUGAGAUGAAGUCAUGUUAUUCUGUGGAGUUUUUGCUGCCUAAUGUUUAUACCUUUUAAAGAGUACACACAUUCUGACUAGUUGUUCUGAACCAUUUGUCUGCUCAUUUGUACAAUAAGUUAUGUUUAGGUAUAUUAAGCUUAUGGUUAAGAGUGUUGAAUAUAAGAAUAUUCAAGACAACCAUAUUCCUUAGUGCUAAGACUGAAGGUCAACUUUCAAAUUACAGUACUGUACUAUACUGUAUCGUACCGUACCGUACUGUACUGUACUUCAAUAUUUAUGAAACCAACACGUUCGGAUUUUUGUAUCCAAAUUUUUAGAAUUCGGUUCUCUAUAUUAAGCAGAAAUUAAAUUGAAGAGUAUGUCAAGGAAGUGGUUUGGUAAUAUAUAUUUAGCUUAGUUUAACUCGCUCACAUUCCAUUACCACGUUAUGUAGCAUUUACCGGUACUCACAAUUCAUAGAUUUCUUUUAAUUAUGUGCACUUAAAUGUUUAAAUUACAUGCUAGACAGCUGGGGAGCAUAAGGCAGAAAUUAAUUUCACUUCAAGUGCCAGGUAGUUAGUACUUUACAAGCAAAAUGUGUUUAAAUAAAACUGCUCAAAGAGUGCAAGUGCAUUAAAAACGUACGUUCAUGUUUAUAUGCAAACAAAACGUAUAAGAAUAAAGAGCUGUUCAAGUGUAAUUUGUUUAUAUAUUUCAAGACUGGCUGACUUAUAGUUUGGUAGGCAAAAAUUAUCUUUCAGUAUCACUAUGGUACAGUAAUUAAAACUUAUGCAUUCCAAUUUUUAUGUUUACUAUACAGCAAAAAUAAAAUGAAUAUAAACAGCUGAACAAUCAAAAUGCUUAUGACCAAUCAUGUUCAGUGUUCAAUUCUCUAUGCACUGCUCAUGUUCAGAGAAACUGGGAAGAGUAUGUUGUUGGGGAGGUAUGUUGGGAACACGAUGAUGAUAAGCCCCAGAAGUGUAUAAUAUGCCACAAUUUCAGGGAUUUAGCUUAAGGAAAUUGGAUUUGUCUCUGAUUAUUUUUGUUGAUGUAGAGUUCUGAAGGGUGCCAUUACAGGGAUUAGUUCAUUAUUUUAUGAAGUGUUAGUUGUUAUGACUUUAGUUGUUCAGAGCAAUGAGAAAUUCUAUGGCAUGUAUGCAGAGGCAAGGUAAAAUAUUUUAAUAUUAAUUUGAUUUAGUUCAUGUGUGUGUUUUAUUGCUGUAUUGAAGUAUGAACAUUAAUUUAAUUCUCAGUCUAUGUACUGUGGGUAAUAUAGUUAUUUAAAUGGGUUGCAUUAACCUUUCUCAAAGACCAACAAAUUAUAAUCUAUUUAAGAUAGUACUGAUUUUAUUAUAAUUACUGUAUGAGUAUUUUUAUACUGUACUGUAAGUAAUUUAUUCAUUACUAUAUUAAACAAAUAAUUACACGAAAGGCCCAGAUUUGUGCAAUAUUCUUCGUUAAGUAUAUAAUAACUGUCCUUAUACUGUACAGUACCUUCAAUCCUAAAUAAGCAAAUUCCUGUACAUCACUAGCAUUACAGUACUUAGUUAACAUCAGAGGCUAUUAGUACAAUAUUAUAAGUGAUUUAUCAUUGAUAAUUAUAUAUAAUUUUGUUGAAUAUUCUCAUAAUCACCACAUUUCAUCUUGGACAAGGGAAUCAAGAUGAUCAUUUAAGUAUUAUGCUUUCAUGAUCAUGUAUGCUUCCAUCCAGUGUAACACUUUAAAUCUUGAAAUUUUCAACAUACACAAUAUUUGAUUAUUUCUUCUUGGUUGUUGAGUCUGCACAGUCAAGUCGAGCAUGUAACCGUUGCUUGUAAUAAGAUGUGCAAACGUGUGAAACAAACAUGUGAUGUGCAAAGCGGUAACAAACACGAGGUAAAUGAAUGAAGUGUUUUUCUUUAUUUUUCAUCAUACAUUAUUAAAGAAUAGUGCCAAGUUUGAAAGUUCAUAUUGGACUGUCAAUAGUAAGCUUCAAAAUAAGUCUUAACAUAAAUGACACUUUUUUGCAUGUUUCAUAGCAGUGCUUCCAUGGGCACAUAAUUUACUACCUAUGCUACUCUGUUGCAUUGCAUGAUUUGGCCCAAGGAUUUAAGUGUACACAUCUUGCCAGAACCUCUAGAAACUGCCUCCUUAAGAUCCAUUGGCAGACAAUGAAAUAUCAAAUGUUAUGUACAAGACCACCAUUGAUUGGUGAGCAAAUAUUUUUAUAAAAAAUAAAAUUGAGGCAGGUAGCUAGAAAUUCUCCAGUGAUUUCUAGAAUUAUGCAUGAUUUUCAUUACAAUGUUUAUUGUUUUCAUUGAUGGAGAUAUCUUUAAAUCAUGUUUCUGCAUAUCUGAUGUUUAUGUAGUUCUCUUUACUGUAUGGUUUGGAUAGGUCAAGAUAGGGUGUAAAAUUUCUUGUGUAGUGUAUAGAAUGCCUUCAUUCUAAUUAGUCAUGUAUAAAUGUACAAAGUAAAUAUUUAUAAGGUUGUAUUCUGAUUAAACUUAAGACAGUCUUAUUCUCAACUGUUAAGACUUAGUGGACCAAUCAUAUUCAACACAUUUAGAAAACAUUUGUAUUACUGUAUUUAGAAGUGUUUUCAAUGUGAUUGUCUUAAAAGCUGCUGCUAUGCCUGAUUUUCAUUGCUUUAGAGUUACUGUAUAUGAUGUACUCCUGAGAUGUCAUAUGGAUGAACUGAUUAUUUCUCACGUUUUUUAACAGUAUAAUUUUAAAGCAGACAGUUGUUCAUUGUGGUGCAAGUACAAUAGGUCGUUUCUAUUAUUUUUGGCCAAAGUGCAAUGUCGGUGUUGUGAAUAUUGUGUGUGGUUGGGAGUGCUGCUGUUGGUUGCUAGAGCAGAUGAUGUGUUCAUACAGUGAAAAUAGCCACAUUUUUAUCAAAAUCUUAAAUUUACAAUAGCUUCAUUUAUGAAAUCUGUUGCUUUUACAUAAAGGACUAAAGCACUCAAAGCUGUUGAAAGUUGAAUUGUAAAUCAAAGACUCUAUUUUGUGUACAGUAUCUAUAAUAUCAGUGUAUGGUACUAUUGACACCGUGUGGUAUAAUUGAGACUGCCCUGACCAUUCCUGAUCUGCCAUCUCACUUGUGUGACAAUAAACACACCAGAUUU